AUGAACCUCAGCGACGGCAGCUUCUCUGGGUCCAAGAAACGAAAACGAGAUGGCAACACUAUGGAGGAUCUUCUCGAAGGGAGUUUCGUAGUCAAGGUUGGAAGUCACUGUCUCAAUUCGAUAUCAAUUAACUCACAAGACAACCAUGUAGCCAUAUCCAACGACAGUUUUCACCUUGUGCCCUCGGCGAAUGCACUCCCACAGUCGCGCUUGUUUGAGACUCACGUCAAAAUCUUGGAGCUGGAAGAACGUAUGGGAAACCAACCUGUGGUACUUAUAGCUCGAUUUGAGGAUGGACGCACAUUAUACGCCGUAGAAAGAGAGGCCAGGGGCCUAUAUGUGCUCUGCAAGCUUGGGUCCUGGGUUGACGUGCGGCAAUUGAAGGCAUCCGCGGUCAUGUCGAAACAGGAAAUACCCAAUCAGACAGAAAGAGAGCCUGGCCGCAACAGUCUUCUACAGCAGGAGGAUGUCUUCCCUAGUACCACUACCGAGUCACACAAAUACGAUAAAAAGAAGCGUCUGGCAAUUGAGGCUAUUCAGUCCAUGGUCAAAAGACCGUCCACGCCCAUGUCAACAGAAUUACCACACAUCGAAUCACCCGCAAACGCAGAAACAGAAGCUUUACUACCACCAAUACUGCCCACUUCAGCCAAAUCUCCUGGAUUAGCAGAAACCCCUGCGCCGCCGACUGGCGAAGAAAUAUUUGACAAUGUGCGCACGCAAUACCUGGAGGCACUCUAUCUCUCAAAGGCAUCACUUGCUUAUUUUGCGAAAGGGCCAAUCUCUCGAGCGCGCGCUGCUUUUCACCUUGACUAUGACUCGUCUCUAGAAAUGAGCGACCUAGUCUCGUUUCUCGAAAGUCUCGUUUUGUCAAACUCUUUGAUCGAAAAGAAGUAUCGCGAUGGAGUUCCUACAUGCGUUUCUACGAUAGAUAUUCAUGAUAGCGCCAUUGAAGAUGAAGAUGGCCCUUUGAAGAUCAAGAAGAGAAAGAGCACUAAGCGAAUUAAGACCGGAAAGAAUGGCCUGUAUCCGUCAGAAGAGGAUUUGAUUCGAAAAUGGUGGUCGUGUCACGACGAUGAUGCUGAUUCAGGAGCACCAGGAACGUCCAGAGAGGAGGUAGCGAAGAACAGGAUUUCUCAGCUACGAAUUCGAGAAACACAGCUCCAACUAAUCGUCAUCCUCGAAGUGCUCGCACUACAACCAUUAGCCUCCCAAACAGAGGAUAAGGGGGACAGUUUGCCUUCCGUUGCCCCUGGCUCAGAGCCGUUACGAGCAAACGAGAAGCAAUCCAAGUCUAAAAGGCCCGAGAAUCUUUCCAAUAUCAUCGAUGUUCACAUUGAUCGUUUGUGCAUCUGGCAGUCAAUCCAGAUGGAAGAUGUAAAGGCAACAGACCAAGACAGUCAGAACGUGGUUCCUGGAAGUUUGGGUGCAGUAUCGAAGCACACAGACAACAUACUAAAAGACUUUUGUAUCGAAGUUAUUGCACCAUUCUUCUCAGCCCGUCUACCGGAGCGUUGUGCCAUCAUAAAUCGUAAGCUAGGUGGCCCGGUGGUUGUAUCACCGCCGAAAGCAAAGCUUUCAAAAUCUUCCAGCUUCUCGGGCGCACUAUCGCGUCCCGGUGCGGCUACCAAAAGACCUGUUCCGUCCAAGCCGCGGCGGAGUUUGCAGCGUGUUCUUACAGAUGAGCGAGAGCGUCGAAGUAUGUCUCGUGGCCCAGAACGUGCCGUGUCGCUCUUGAGAUCCGCAACCAUGCCAUCGAUUCCUGGAUUAAAACGUGAAAAAAGCGAAGCACCAUCAUUAUCCGGUAUUCCAGUGGCGGAGUCCCAAUUUGGGGACAGUGGUAGAGGUCAGGUCGCAAAGUCGAAGCAGCUGGCUCGUCGAGAAGUGGAUCUCGGUAGCUUUAAUGCAGCCACGAAUGCGAAAGCAGCAAAACAAGCCAAGAUAGAUGCCGAACUCAAAGAUGCUAUCUCAGCAUUGAAAAAGCCUAAUCGUGAACUCGCUGGGAAGGCUCUGGUUGAGACCGCGGAGCGGCGGUCCACUUCCGCUUCACAUUCUCGAAAAUCGAAGAAGCCUGUUAGGAAUCCCCUUUUCCAGGGUAUCCAAAUAUCUGCAACGCCAAAGACAAACCGUAUGAGGGACGCAAAUCUCAAGCCGCCGAGUCAACAUUCUGAGCGGCUUCUAAGUCCCACUUUGGAAGCAAUUCCACCUUCAAGUCUUCCUAGAAUUCCGCAGUCUAGUGUUCGGGAAGCGGCCGCGAAAAAGAACCCUCUUUUCUCUGCAGUACAGGAAACGCCAACCCGGGCACUACCAAGGACCAGAGAUUUUCUGGGUAUUGAUCGAAGUUUUCAGCCCAGGGUUCCUCCACCAUCUACUUCGCAUAUACGUCGAUCAAGUGCUCAGUUGUUCUCGACUGUUUCCGACUCUGUCACAAAAUUACCUCAAGAAUCCUGGUCUCAACUUGACGUUCUUGAAACGCCAAUUAAGAAGAAACUCACAAACGACGUAGUCCACGGACAUCCUACUCAAUCUCCUAGGUUUGAUCAGGAGAAUAAAACUGUCUUGGAAGCUCCAAAUUCAAUUUCAGAGACGCCAAAGAAGGAUGUUCAAGCGAUCUACAGAUCAAGGGACCCAGCUAAGCUCAAGGAUCUAAACUCGAUCAGACGAGCGGCAGGCGAAAAGGUAAUCUCCACACUGUUGGAAACUAUCAACUGUGAUGCCCUUCGCAUGCGUGCAGAGACUCUACGUGAUGGGGUCAAAUGCACUGUCAAUCUCCCAUCAGCGGAUCAAGCGUAUUUCAACUUUAACAUCGUCGGCGGGCGUAAUUACCACGGCUCAAUUGUGUUUGAAGACGGUAAAACUUGGUUGGCAAGGUUCAGACUCCCAAAUCAUAACGAACCUCCAUUGCAGGAGACAAAUGUCGAUAGACGGAGUGAGUUUGCGACAUAUCGCUUCCUUGCAGGAACCGGUGUUCUAGUCUCUGAGGUGUACGACUGUGCUGACGACGAGGAUCCUAUGAAUAUUGUUGGCGCGGGUUAUAUUCUACUUGAAAAGCUGCCUGGAAAGCCAUUGGAAUGGUACAAAGCAAGCGAGGCACAGAAAGAAAAGUUCGCUGGUCAAUUAGCAGACAUAUAUACCAAGUUGGAACAACAUCCUCUCGACAAGGUGGGACAUCUGCAACUGUCAUCUACGGGGCAACCAGAAGUUGGACCUGCGUUUUUCGACUACGACUCGAGCGGAAAUCUGACACCAUUCGGCCCAUUCAAUCAUUCAAACGACUACUACACAGCUUUAAUCCAGCAGAGACUCCAGCUUAUCAAAAGCCAGGAGAUUGCAUCUUCAGCACCACUUGAUCAAUAUCUUGUCUACAAAAGUCUUCUCGACUCCCUCCCACCCAACGAAUCACCCCCUUUCUUCCUCCGUCAUGUAGAUUCCAGGGACGCAAAUUUCAUGGUCGACGAUAACUACAACAUCACCGGCAUUAUCGACUGGGAGCUAGCCAUUGUUACUUCAAAGAGCUCGGCAUUCCAAUCACCGCUCUUACUGUACGACCUAGGAGAGCUGUACGGUGACGGUCUCUCAACGCCGAGUGUAGAUGAGAAGCGCUUUUCCAAGUUAUUGCGGGAGGGUGGAGCAGAAGAGCUUGCUCGGUUAGCUGAGCAAAAGCUGCAUUUUAGAGUCGAUCAGGUUAUUGAGACUGAUCCUUGGGAUCGGGAGAGUUUUGUGAGUCUUUUUGGUGGGUGGUGGAAGGUUACUCAUGGAGUGGAAACGUUUGAUUGGGAUGUGUGGUAUAAGAAGGCAUUGGAGAAAUAUGGGAAUGGCGGCCUGUGA
Glarea lozoyensis ATCC 20868 is the source of this 3828-nucleotide messenger RNA. RefSeq names its product Protein kinase-like (PK-like). Gene Ontology annotation, cellular component: DNA replication preinitiation complex. The transcript is spliced from 6 exons. Gene Ontology annotation, biological process: DNA replication initiation. The record is from RefSeq and is a predicted model, not a curated record. The coding region runs from base 1 to 3828 and encodes 1275 amino acids. Lineage: Eukaryota; Fungi; Ascomycota; Leotiomycetes; Helotiales; Helotiaceae.